GGAGAGAAAGAUCCUAGAUGUUGGGAUAAAGUCCUUGAAGAGGAAUUGAGUCCCCGAGGGGAGGAAGAUCUCAAAUAUGAGAGAGGAAUCCUAGAGAAAAUAUGGAAUCCCAAGGAGGAGAAUAAUCCUUUAGAAAGGAGUGGGAUCCGUUAA
Dovyalis caffra is the source of this 153-nucleotide messenger RNA. The record is from the annotation of a GenBank genome assembly. Lineage: Eukaryota; Viridiplantae; Streptophyta; Magnoliopsida; Malpighiales; Salicaceae.